GCGCCUCGGUGGUGGCGUCGGCGGGCCGCAGGCUGGCAUUCUGUCCGGCUUCCGGAUCCGUCUCUAUGGUGGCGGAGGGACCAGACCCCCGAAGACUGUGGGUGUAGUGGCCGGAGCCUCACGGGGGAGGCGAGGGUGGUUGGUGCCAACUGGGGGCGAAGAGGGGACCGGAGCCAAGACCCUCGGCCACCGCCCGCUGCCCUCUGGCAGGAGAAUUCCUGAUACUGAGUCCAAGGUGAAUAGAUGUUGCAAGGCCCAUAUUGCCACAAGGACGCAUCUGCUGUUUGGAAAUGACUAAGUAAUCCCUCAGCCAGAGCAGGGCCUGGAUCCUGGUGGCCCUCUUAUCUGCUGUGGGGAUUCAUGUGAAAACUACGUAAACAGCACAAGGUCCGUGGCUUUGGGGAGGGGCUGCACGUGGCCCCCCGCCCCAGGGAUGGGAGCGGAGAGCAGCGCUCUGAAGAGCUGUGCGCUGAAGGGGCCCCCGGUCACACUGCCCUCGGGACUCGCCGUGUUCCCUGCAGAGCUGCAGGAUGGCAGAGUCGCGUCGGUGUUUGUGUACAAGAGAGAGAACGAAGACAAAGUCAACAAGGCUGCCAAGCACCUGAAGACACUCCGGCACCCCUGCUUGCUGAGAUUCUUAUCUUGCACGGUGGAGGCAGAUGGCAUUCAUCUGGUCACUGAGCGAGUGCAGCCUCUGGAAGUGGCCUUAGAAACACUGUCCUCCCCUGAGGUCUGUGCCGGGAUCUACGACAUCCUGCUGGCUCUGAUCUUCCUUCACGACAGAGGCCACCUAACGCAUAACAACGUCUGCUUGUCCUCUGUGUUUGUGAGUGAAGAUGGGCACUGGAAGCUGGGAGGGAUGGAGACAGUCUGCCGCGUCCCCCAGGCCACCCCGGAGUUUCUGCGGAGCAUUCAGUCAGUGAGAGACCCGGCUUGUAUCCCUCCUGAAGAGACGGCUCCAGAAUUCACAACUCUGCCAGAGUUGCACGGGCACGCACGGGACGCCUACGCCUUUGGGAUGCUGGUGGAAAGGCUGCUCACGGACAUGAAGGGACAGGCAGACGCUCUCCUCAGCUUCCGACAGGCCUUGCACUCAGCUCUGCUGAACCCCAUCCCACAGCGCCGGCCAGCGCUCUGCACCUUACUGUCCCAUGACUUCUUCAGGAAUGAUUUUCUAGAAGUUGUGAAUUUCUUGAAAAGUUUAACAAUGAAGAGUGAAGAGGAAAAAACUGAAUUCUUUAAGUUUCUGCUGGACAGACUCAGCUGCUUGUCGGAGGAGCUGAUCGCCUCACGGCUGGUGCCUCUGCUGCUGAAUCAGCUGGUGUUUGCGGAGCCAGUGGCUGUGAAGAGUUUCCUCCCUCAUCUGCUUGGCCCAAAAAAAGACCAUGGGCCCGAAGAGACCCCUCGCCUGCUGUCCCCGGCCCUGUUCCGCGCGCGGGUGGUCCCCGUGCUGCUGCAGCUGUUCGAGGUGCACGAGGAGCACGUGCGCACGGUGCUGCUGUCUCACCUGGAGGCCUACGUGGAGCACUUCACUCCGGAGCAGCUGAGGACAGUCAUCCUGCCGCAGGUGUUACUGGGCCUGCGUGAUACCAGCAGCUCCAUUGUGGCAAUCACGCUUCACAGCCUGGCUGUGCUGGUCUCCCUACUUGGACCAGAGGUGGUUGUGGGAGGACAGAGAACCAAGGUCUUCAAACGCACUGCCCCAAGUUUUACAAAAACUACUGACCUUUCCCCAGAAGGUGAAAAGCUGUUGGUGUUUAGGUACUUCAAGAAGCCGUAUUUCCAUUCUCCCACGCAUGUGGCCUGCAGCCAGCACAGGCAGACCUCCCCCGGCUUGGAGAGCCCCUCCAGGGUAUUCCCUAAAGGGUUCUUUCCUGACGACAGGCCCAUCGGCAGCAAGAAGCACAAACAGCAAGAUUCCUACACCACUCUUCCCCAGACAGGUAGAAAUAGCGAUCGAUUUUCUCAGCCCAGGACAUUUCCCAUGAAUGGACUUUCAGACGCGAAAGAUACCUCAGGAGACAGUGAAAACUUCCUGCCAAGUCCCCAAGUGUCAGAGGAGUGGCCGGACUGGAGCGAGCCGGGGGAGCCUGAAGGGAGAACUGUGAGCACACAGGUGUGGCCUCCAGAGCCUGCCAGGUCCCCGCCCACGGACUUGAAGGUGGUGCAGACGGGGGACGACCUUAAGCACAGCAGCCUCCGCGAUGCAGUGAGCCCGGGAGGUGGAAGCUCUGGUGCCUUGGGGGAGCACAAGGCCAUUCCCACUUCUCUUCCGCUCACAGAGGAGGCCACGCCUUUGGCAUCAAGCCAACCCCAAAAGACCAGUCCUAGCCCAGCCCGGCCCCCAAAAGUAUCAUCACGAGAACGGCGCCCUAAGGUUCCAUCAGAACUUGGUUUAGGAGAGGAGUUCACCAUCCAAGUGAAGAAGAAGCUGGCGCAGGACCCUGAGUUGGACUGGUUUGCUGACAUGAUCCCCGAAAUUAAGCCUUCGGGUGCUGUUCUCGUUCUACCCGACCUGAGGACAGAAACCGUGAUCCCCAACACAGAUGGUAUCUCACCAGGGAUGCAGUUUUCCUCAAAAUUUGCUGCAGCAGAAAUGACUGAGGUAAGGAUUCCCUUGUGGGUACCAGCUGCCUUGUCCCCUCCUAACAGACACCUGUGCCCAGUCAAAGCGGCAAGUAAAGUCACUUCCUGUUACCGUCUUUCCUUCCCCAGAAAAAUGCAGCAGUGUGGCUAAGUGUUCAGUGGCACUAGUAAAUAGUCACCUUUUUACUUGGAAAAGGGAGAAGAGCAGGUGGACUUCAUUGGAUUAGAUGGUGCUUAGAAAGCAAUUUUACUUAUUUGCACAAGGAACUAUAAACUGCUGACCUUUCGAAUGUGGAGACGCUGUCCCAGCAGCUGCCCUUGGCUUUAUGUCGUUGCAGGCGGAGUCUGAAGGCUGGGGAGAUGCCGGGGAGCUGAACUGGGGAGACAGCAGCUGGUGACAAUGGCUGUGAGUUAAACUCUAGGAAAAAGGAUUCCUUUUUUAAAAAAAAAUCAAACUAAUACCUCAAAAGCAGGCUCUGCAGACAAGAAAACCCCAAAGCAUCCUGUUUUUCUCAUACCAGGAGCUUUUCCAGUCUGUGCCAAGGAAGCGAGAGACCCUGGGUGUGGCCCUCAGCUGGGGAAGAGCCUGUGCCUCCAAGGCCGGGUCAUUCUGGAAGUAAAGGAAAUAAACGCAAGACCUUCCAACUGAUUAGCUUAAUUCUGUGCCAUUUCUUUACCGGUGAGAAGAGUGCGCUCUAUUAUGAAAUGCAACACCUGGAAAACAUUUACUAUGAAGGACGUAAAUGACUUUUAAAUCGCUAAGGUUUCCUUCGGCAGCUUAUUUAUUUGUUUACAGUUAUUCCCACAUAUAUUAUGUGGACCAAAGUUCUUCAUAAGAAAUAUUCCCCAUAAUCCUGUUCUCUAAACAUCCAAUAAAGACUAUUUUCACUAGAUGCAA
This is a messenger RNA of Myotis myotis, 3484 nucleotides long. It is a transcript of the gene SCYL3, whose product is annotated as SCY1 like pseudokinase 3. Gene Ontology annotation, molecular function: ATP binding; protein kinase activity. Gene Ontology annotation, biological process: protein phosphorylation. Lineage: Eukaryota; Metazoa; Chordata; Mammalia; Chiroptera; Vespertilionidae. The coding region runs from base 434 to 2737 and encodes 767 amino acids. The record is from RefSeq and is a predicted model, not a curated record. The transcript has 15 exons.